GGUUGGGCUGGAGGCUCCUCUCUCCUUCCUGUCUGCAGUGGGAACUGCAGGUAGCUGCCGCCUCUUGGACACCUGGCUGGAUAUGCUGCGGAAGAGCCGGCGGUUUGGUGGUGCUUCACUCGAUUGGGAACGCACAGCAUCGCUGCUGGCUGGGCUCUGCGUCUGUCCUUGGGGCUCAUCUUCCUGCAACAAGAGGAAAGAGGUGCAGGGCCUGGGGCAGACCCAGCCAGGCACUGGUGCCCCCUCGGGGACUAACGAGGGGCCAGGUCCUCACCCGUCUGCAUGGCACCGUCAGGAACUCAUGGUACGGCGUGACUGGGGCGGCAGCAUAGUGCUGCAGCAGGUCGGCCAGCUCGGCGUGGGCGCUCUGCUCCCCCAGGAUCACAUACCGCCCAUCCGGCAGCUGGUCCAGGACAAAGUGCCGACAGCGAUCCCUGCCCCUGGGGGAGAGGGGAUGGGUCGGCCAGCGGCCAGAUCCUGCCCCGGCUCCCUGGGAAACGCCGAGACUUCGAGGAAAAGCCUGCCACUGCUGGGGUUUGCUGGAGGAAGGCUGGAGCUGUGCGCAGUGGUGCAGGGGGCCCGGACCCUCGCCUGGAGGAAGGACCCACCUCUGGCUGUGAUGGCCGAGGGCAGCCAGGAUGGGGUCCUGGCUGAGGGGGAGCCAGGGGACACCCCUGACAGUACCCAGGUGAGCUGCGGCCAAGGGGCUGAGAUCUGGGGCUACAUAUGCUGGGUCCCUUGCCCGGGAGCUGCAGGGGAUGACCAGGAUACGGCCAGUCCUGCAGGGAUUGCGGGGAGUGAGGGGCUGGCAGCCGCCCUCAGCCCAGGCAAUGUGGAGGACCUGUACGAGCUGCUGGAGAAGCUGGGCAGCGGGCACUUUGGCGUGGUGAAGCGAUGCCGGGAGCGCAGCACCGGCACCUUCUACGCCGCGAAAUUUGUGAAGACACGGCGAUGCCGGGGCAGUCGGCUGGGGCUGGAGCGGGCACAGGUGGAGCGGGAGGUCGCCAUUCUCCGUCAGCUCGACCACCCCAACAUCAUGCGGCUCCACGACCUCUUCGUCAGCAAAGCCGAGAUGGUGCUUGUCCUGGAGCUGAUCGGCGGCGGGGAGCUCUUUGACUUCAUUGCGGAGAAGGAGAUGCUGUCAGAGGAGGAGGCCAUCGAGUUCCUGGGACAGAUCCUGCGUGGGGUGGAGUACCUGCACGCCCACCACAUCGCCCACUUUGACCUCAAGCCCGAGAACAUCAUGCUGCAGGAGAAGCAUGUCCCCAAGCCCUGGGUCAAGAUCAUUGAUUUUGGGCUGGCCCAGCACCUGGAGGACGGUGUCACCUUCAAGAGCCUCUGCGGGACCCCACAGUACAUCGCUCCCGAAGUGAUCAACUAUGAGCCGCUGAGCUCUGCAACCGACAUGUGGAGCAUCGGGGUCAUCACCUACAUCCUGCUCAGCGGCUUGUCCCCCUUCCAGGGUGAGACGGACGCCGAGACCCUCUCCAAUGUUGUAGCUGGCACCUAUGAGUUCGAGGAGCGCUGCUUCAGCCAGACCUCCGAGAUGGCCAAGGACUUCAUCCAGCAGCUGCUGGUGAAGGAGCCAGGGCACCGCAUGACGGCGGCCGAGUGCCUGGUCCAUCCCUGGAUCAAGCCUCUGAGCCGGAAGCAGGUGGCAAACCGGAGCCGUUCUUCCAUCAACAUGAAAAACUUCCGCAAGUUCAAUGCUCGGAGGAAGUGGAAGCUCUCCUACAACAUGGUGUCCGCCUGCAACCGGCUCUGCCGCACGCGGCUGCUCUGCGGCCUGAGGAAGGAGGACGAGGAGCUGCGCCGCUGCGAGAGUGACCAGGAGGAGGAGGGCAGCCACCCUGUCACGCUGCUGCGCCAGCGGAGAAGCAGCUGCUCCUGAGCCCCCCCCCCGAAAGGAGAUGGGGACCCCCCCCAAGAGGGGGCAUCCCAUGAGAGGAACCCUUGGGGUCCCCCCAUCUCCCCAUCCCAGGGAGCAGGAGCACUGUCCGGCCCCAGUGCUCCCAGUUCCGUGCUGCUUGGGGGUCACUGGGGCAGCAGCCCCCCCACCUCCUGCCCCCCCAGGUCUCUGCUGCAGCAGGGCUGGGGCUGCCCCACAGCUGGGACCCUCGCCUGUGCUCGGCCCUAGUGCAAGAAAUAAAUGUCUACCCCCUCA
Messenger RNA from Aquila chrysaetos chrysaetos, 2164 nucleotides. RefSeq names its product death-associated protein kinase 2-like. Gene Ontology annotation, molecular function: ATP binding; protein serine/threonine kinase activity. Lineage: Eukaryota; Metazoa; Chordata; Aves; Accipitriformes; Accipitridae. The coding region runs from base 83 to 1891 and encodes 602 amino acids. The record is from RefSeq and is a predicted model, not a curated record. Gene Ontology annotation, cellular component: nucleus; cytoplasm. Gene Ontology annotation, biological process: positive regulation of apoptotic process; protein phosphorylation; intracellular signal transduction. The transcript has 17 exons.